Molecule: messenger RNA, 2923 nt
Organism: Myxozyma melibiosi
Lineage: Eukaryota; Fungi; Ascomycota; Lipomycetes; Lipomycetales; Lipomycetaceae
Product: P-loop containing nucleoside triphosphate hydrolase protein
Exons: 2
Biological process (GO): transmembrane transport
Cellular component (GO): membrane
Molecular function (GO): ABC-type transporter activity; ATP hydrolysis activity; ATP binding
Source: RefSeq, a predicted model, not a curated record
UAUGGAAGACUUCAGCUUGAAGGUGCCUGCCGGAAAGACUGUCGCUCUCGUUGGUGCCUCCGGCUCUGGAAAGUCGACUAUUGUUGGAAUCAUCGAGCGCUUCUACAAGCCUGUCCGUGGCACUGUUACCCUUGACGGCCAUGACAUCACCGACUUGAACAUCCGCUGGCUUCGUAGCAAGAUCUCGCUUGUCUCUCAAGAGCCUACUUUGUUCUCGACCUCAGUCUAUGAGAACGUUGCCCAGGGACUUAUUGGCUCCGAGUAUGAGUUUGCGUCGCCGGCCGAGAAAGAGCAGCUUGUGAUUGAAGCUUGCAAGCAGGCCAACGCUUACUCGUUUAUCACUGCUCUUCCUCAGGGAUUCGAGACUCCUGUUGGAGAACGCGGAUUUUUGCUUUCGGGCGGUCAGAAGCAGAGAAUUGCUAUUGCUCGCGCUAUUGUCUCGAACCCGAAGAUUUUGCUGCUGGACGAGGCUACUUCGGCUUUAGACACAAAGUCCGAGGGUGUUGUUCAGGAAGCUCUGGAUCGUGCUGCCAAGAACCGCACCACUAUCGUCAUUGCUCACCGUUUGUCGACCAUCAAGGAUGCCGAUCUGAUUGUUGUGAUGAAGCGCGGAGUGAUUGUGGAGAGCGGAACUCACAACGAGCUGUUGGCAAAGGAAGGCGAAUACUUUGAGCUCGUGCAAUCGCAGAAGAUUGAGAAGGAGAAGAAAGCGCUUAUCACCGGCGAAGCUCUGUCUUCGUCUUCCGAGUCUGACUCUUCCUCGUCGAUUGAUGAGAAGAUUGACUCUGAUGACGAAAAGCUGGUUAAGGUGAAGACUACGGUGACUGUCAAGGGAGACGUUAUGUCUGACUCGGACUUUUCGGACACGGCUACGAUUGCUGAGGAAGAGAGCGGGUAUAGUACUGUGGAUCUGAUCAAGUUUAUUGGCGGUAUCUCCGCUCCGGAGAACAAGUACAUCGCAAUGGGUGUCUUUUGUUCAUUCAUCCAGGGCAUGUCGUACCCAGCCUUGGGUGAGUUCUACGGACAUGCUGUUCAAGGGCUGCAGUUGGCAUACACUGAUCCCGACCGGAUGUACGCCGAAGUGUACAAAUGGGCUGGACUGUUUAUCUUCCUUGCGUUCUUGCUGCUGGCAGCUUCGACCGGAGCGUUCUCGAUCUACUCAUUUGUUGCGCAGCGUCUUGUCCGCCGUAUUCGCUACCAGAUGUUCCGCUACUUGCUGCGUCAGGAUAUCUCGUUUUAUGACCGGGAUGAGAACACUACGGGUGUUUUGACUAUGUCGCUUGCGCGCGAGGCACAGUCGAUUGAUGGUCUUUCGGGAGCUACUUUUGGUCAGAUCAUGAACUCGAUUAUCAACGUUGUGUCGUCGGGUAUUCUUGCGAUUAUUAUUGCAUACAAGCUUGGUCUGGUCUGCGUCGCCUGUGUUCCGAUCAUGGUUCUCUCUGGAUUUUUCCGAUUCUGGGUGUUGUCCAAGUUUGAGGAAACUGUGAAGAAGUCGCACGAGGCCUCUGCGUCUUAUGCGUGCGAGGCUGCUGCGGCGAUCAAGACUGUUGUGUCGCUCACGCGCGAGGACGAUGUUUUGACGCACUACCAUGAGACUCUGCACUCGCAGACGCUCAACUCGCGCGCUGCGUCGCGCAAGUCUGCUAUUUUGUACGGUAUUGCUCAGGGUAUGCAGUACUUCAUCACCGCGCUUGCGUUCUGGUGGGGAGGUAACCUUUUGCGGAUCCGCGAGUACGGUCUGCUUGAGUUUUACAUUGCCUAUAUGUCUGUCAUUUUUGGAGCGCAGGGAGCGGGAAUUGUGUUUUCGUACGCUUCUGAUAUGGGUAAGGCAAGAUUGGCGGCUGUUAAUGUCAAGCGUCUGUUUAUGCGCCAGCCGGUUGUCGACUCGUGGGCGCGGGAUGGGUCUGAUCCUCAGGAUGUGAAGGGGUCUAUUGAGUUCAAGGAUGUUGUUUUCCGGUACCCGACGAGACCUACUGUUGCUGUUCUCAACAACCUUAACUUGUCGGUGAAGAGUGGCCAGUAUGUUGCACUGGUUGGUGCGUCCGGAUGUGGAAAGUCGACUACGAUCGGUCUGAUUGAGUCUUUCUACCGUCCUAAUGCUGGAAAGAUCAUGCUUGACGGGGUUGAUAUCUCGACGUUCAACGUGAAUGCGUACCGAUCACAUAUGGCGUUGGUGUCGCAAGAGCCGACGCUGUAUGCUGGCACUAUCCGCGACAAUGUCAAGCUUGGAUCUCCGGAUGAGGAUAUUUCGGACGAGGCUAUGAUUGAGGCGUGCAAGCAGGCUAAUAUCCACGAGUUUAUUAUGUCGCUUCCGGAUGGAUAUGAGACUCUUGUGGGUUCCAAGGGAACUCUGUUGUCGGGUGGUCAGAAGCAGCGCGUUGCGAUUGCGCGUGCGUUGAUCAGACAGCCGAAGAUUCUUCUUUUGGACGAGGCUACCUCUGCGCUUGAUUCCGAGUCGGAGAAGGUUGUGCAGGCCGCGCUUGAUGUGGCGGCCAAGGGCCGGACGACGAUUGCGAUUGCGCACAGACUGAGCACGAUUCAGGGCGCGGAUAUAAUCUACGUGUUUGAUCAGGGUGCUAUUGUCGAGAGCGGGAAUCACCAGGAGUUGUUGGGACGGAGAGGGAAGUAUUAUGAGUUGGUACAGAUGCAGGCGUUGGAGGAGAUGCAGUAGGCGUGCAGAAGAGUGCAGUGAGAGUGAAGAAUAGGAAACCGACACUCCUUUAGUCAAUUAUUUUGUUUCAGUUUGAUGUUAUUCGUUGCAUAGUAUGAGUUGACAUUCAUUUCAGUCAUAUUUUGUCUUGUACUUAUUUCACACAGCGUGUGGAAGAGAGAGUUGGAGGAGAAAGAGAGCUGUGAGUAAGGGGGACUGGUGUUUGGAGCCUGCAUAGUGGAUAAAUCUCAAGGUUUUUUAUUAUUUUUAUUU